Messenger RNA from Xiphophorus maculatus (southern platyfish), 3910 nucleotides. RefSeq names its product GIT ArfGAP 1 (gene git1). Lineage: Eukaryota; Metazoa; Chordata; Actinopteri; Cyprinodontiformes; Poeciliidae. Gene Ontology annotation, biological process: regulation of ARF protein signal transduction; brain development. Gene Ontology annotation, molecular function: protein binding; GTPase activator activity. Bases 340 to 2691 code for a protein of 783 amino acids. The record is from RefSeq and is a predicted model, not a curated record. The transcript has 21 exons.
GAGAGCUGCCGUCUCUCGGUGAAUAGCAGGCAAUGCAGGGGCCAGAUUUAAUUUAACGCAUGUAGCUUCUUAGCAAGAUGCGAUUCAUUUACAGACAUUAACUGUGUUCACUUAACUUGGCUCUGGACUUGGAGUUCAGAAAGAGACCCACGAAGCAGCUGGAAAAUCAGUUUUCAGGCCGCCGGGAAAGCAAACCACGCCACCCGGCUUCCGGGGAUUCAGGAGCCGCAAGCGAUUGACGGCAGACGUCGGUCGGUCGGUGGCUAGAGGGGGAGGAAAGACGGAGCGAGCGUUCACAUCGGCUCAGACAUCCACCUCUCGGUUCCAGCCACUUUCGAGAUGUCAAGAAAGCUGCACAGGACUGAAGUCUGCGCUGACUGCAGUGCGCCAGACCCUGGCUGGGCCAGCAUCAAUCGAGGGGUUCUGAUCUGUGAUGAGUGCUGUUCAGUCCACCGCAGCCUUGGCCGCCAUAUUUCAAUAGUAAAGCACCUGAGGCACAGUGGAUGGCCUCCAACACUACUCCAGAUGGUUCAGACUUUGGCCAGUAAUGGAGCCAACUCUAUAUGGGAACACAGUCUCCUGGACCCUGCACAGGUGCAGAGUGGUCGAAGGAAACCAAACCCUCAGGACAAGGUCCACACCGCUAAGUCAGAGUUCAUCAGAGCCAAAUACCAGAUGUUGGCAUUUGUGCAUAAGCUUCCAUGUCGAGAUGAUGAUGGUGUCACUACAAAGGAUCUCAGUAAGCAACUUCACUCGAGUGUGCGGACUGGGAGUUUAGAGACGUGUCUUCGCCUCUUGUCCCUCGGUGCUCAGGCCAACUUCUUCCACCCGGAGAAAGGCACCACCCCGCUUCAUGUCGCAGCGAAGGCGGGGCAGAUCCUGCAGGCUGAGCUGCUCGUUGUGUACGGCGCCGAUCCUGGAGCUCUUGAUAUCAACAGACGCACACCGAUGGACUAUGCUAGGCAGGCCGGCCAUGUCGAUCUAGCAGAGCGUCUCGUAGAGUGUCAGUAUGAGCUGACGGACAGAUUAGCCUUCUACCUUUGUGGCCGGCGACCAGAUCACAAAAAUGGCCACUAUAUCAUUCCUCAAAUGGCAGACAGAGCUCGUCCUAAGUGCCCGACACAGAGUCUUGACCUCUCUGAACUCGCCAAGGCUGCCAAGAAGAAGCUGCAAGCUCUCAACAACCGGUUGUUUGAGGAACUAGCUAUGGACGUGUAUGAUGAGGUGGAUCGCAGGGAAAACGAUGCAGUGUGGUUGACGACGCAGAACCACAGCACUCUGGUAACAGAACGAAGCGCGGUGCCGUUCCUGCCGGUCAACCCUGAAUACUCUGCCACAAGAAACCAGGGUCGUCAGAAGCUGGCUCGUUUCAACGCUCGGGAAUUCGCUACUCUCAUCAUUGACAUCCUGAGUGACGCCAAGCGGAGACAGCAGGGAAAAGGACUCAGCAGUCCUACUGAUCCACUGGACCUGGGCAUCGAUGAUGAUGAGCACGACUACGAUAAUGUAGCUUCUGAUGAAGACACGGACAGCGAACUGACCACCCAGAACAACAACAACACGCAACGCAGCAACCGUGCAAAGAGCAUGGACUCCUCUGACCUGUCCGACGGCCCCAUCACCCUGCAGGAGUAUCUGGAGGUAAAGAAGGCCCUAGCCUCCUCUGAAGCCAAGGUGCAGCAGCUGAUGAAGGUCAACAACAACCUGAGUGAGGAGGUCCGGCGGCUGCAGAAGGAGAUCACCCGGAUGCAGACAGAGAACAGUGCGUUACGGGGGGGCCAGCAGGCUGGGGGGUCAGCUGGCCAUGGGGUUGUGGGCCCAGGUGGAGGGGGGGGAGGCCACUGGGUGAGUGGCGGGAUGUUUGGAGGAGUUGUUGCUGGGGGUUUGGGUGGGUUCAGUUCAGGAGCUGACCCCACGGGGCUCUCUGUCCCCCCCUCAGCCAGCCCUUACCCCCCUCUCCACCGGAGGGACCGGCAAGCCAUCUCCAUGUAUGAGCCGGGGGCGGCCCCGGGGCCCACGGCUCACGGCCCCCCAGCCCUGGACUCCCUUGCAGCCCGCCUGCAGCCCCUCAACACACCCAGCGUAAGGAAGGGCGGAGUUAGUAGUCCAGGACUGUAUGGAGUCCAACAUGUGUCUGGAUCUACGGAGCUGGGCCGAUACAUGGUGUCCAAACCUGAGAAGCAUGGCAGCGGCACAGACAGUGACUAUGACAACACACACGAUCAUUUACAAAGUAUCGGCCGGAGCAGCGAAGAGGAGGGUCGGGGCGAGUCUGAGGAGGGAGGGGGCGGCGAGGCUGGCGAGCCAGACCCCACCCUACCAUGCACAGAGGAUGUAAUACUGAAGACGGAGCAGGUGACUAAGAACAUCCAGGAGCUGCUGAGGGCCGCACAGGAGUUCAAACACGACAGCUUUGUUCCGUGUUCUGAGAAGAUCCACUCUGCUGUCACUGAGAUGGCUUCCCUCUUCCCCAAACGGCCAGCCCUCGAUGCGGUCCACUGCUCCCUGCGCCUGCUGGCUUCCAGCGCCUCGCGGCUGCAGGUGGAGUGUCGCAAGGCGGCGCCCUCAGAGCCCGGGGCCCCGGCGGUGGACUACCAGCUGCUCACCCAGCAGGUCAUCCAGUGCGCCUACGACAUCGCGAAGGCUGCCAAGCAACUGGUCACCAUCACAACACGCGAGAAGAAGCAGUGACCGAACCAACACAGAGAUGGGGAGAGAGGCAAGAGGCCAAUGCAUGGGGGAGGGGCCUUCAGGGGAAAGGAGGAUGAGGGACAACACGAUUAGACUGUGGAUGGAGGAAGAGAAGAAAAGCUUGGAAGAUGCACGAGGAAGCAGAGAUUGCUCUGAACAAACAGCAAAAGCGUGGAAGUGAAGGUAGGGGAAGGACAGGUAGAAGGGUCUGAUCUGGAGUUGGAAUGAGAAGCGUUUAAUAAACUGCUGAAACUGUGUGGAAAACAUGAAACCUGAUGUUGGGAGAUGUACAGCGAACUGGAUUCUUAAACGUUAUUGCUUUAUUUAUUUUGGUCCAACGUUGUCCGUCCCAUUUUGUGCGCCUCGUCGCCUUGGGAAGAACUUUCUGCCACUGAGAGAGAAGCGGCACAGCCUCCUGGGAGAAGGCGGGACAUUCCUCAACUCCUUUUCCCUUUCCUCUCUUUCCUCCCUUUCUCCCUGUCUGUCUGUCCAACCUGAAGUGUGGACCCUCUCUGCUCCCGCUGAUGUCCCAGGCAGCACGCGCGAGCCAUGCAGGGGAGGACGCACCUCCACCAAGGCCCUCAAACUCUCCAGCUUUUCUACUGGAGGGCCUUGAAUUUUUCUUCCAACCCAUCGCUGUCUUGUUGUUGGUGGUCCACAGCAUGAUCCAGCAUGUUUUCAUUUCAUUUUUUUGUUUCUUUCUGAACCCGCAAAUCAGAUCGAUUUGCACCUCUAAGGACUUUCGCCCCACCCCUUUUUUACUGACUUAAACACUUACACUGGAAUAAUUAUGAUUUAUUGUUUAUCAUGUUUUUUUGUAUUGACAAUUUUACUGACUUGUUUUGAUUUAACUGUUUCUGUAAGUUUAUUUUACUGUGCUAAAAUGAAUUCAGACAUAACAGGGAGACAGCUGGGAGUACUUUCCCCUCUCGCUGGGAGAUGAGUAAAUCUGCACACUCGGAGAUCAACAAGAACCUGAGAACAGAUUCCCCAGCAUUUCUAAGCACUCUUCUUCUUUCCUCUCAUGUUGUCUUGUGGCCAAGGGGUUGAAACAGUUGCCAAAGGAGAGUGUGUUUCAUUUUCUGUCAGAGCGGAAGCCCCUUUGCCGCAUUGUAGACAGACCAGGAUCCUCAUCUAUCUUUUUUUGUGCUUGAUUUCUCCUGAAAAAAUACUCUGCCUCAUUUAUACAGCCAGUGGAAUCAUCUCAGAAUCAUUCGCA